Truncatella angustata is the source of this 3577-nucleotide messenger RNA. RefSeq lists its product as uncharacterized. The transcript is spliced from 2 exons. Gene Ontology annotation, biological process: regulation of mitotic cytokinesis. Gene Ontology annotation, molecular function: GTPase activator activity. Bases 118 to 3525 code for a protein of 1135 amino acids. NCBI's taxonomy places the organism in Eukaryota, Fungi, Ascomycota, Sordariomycetes, Amphisphaeriales, Sporocadaceae. The record is from RefSeq and is a predicted model, not a curated record.
GGCUUAACAUCUGUACAAUGGUCACGAGAAAGACUAGGAGAGCCGCUUCUUCUUUUUGCCUCGUCCUAGCAGGCCCCCAUUCCUUUUCCUGGCAGUAAGCCCGUCAUACCUGGCAAGAUGCAGACAGUCCCCAGUCUCAUCGGCACCGGCACUGCUGUCGCUGCAGCGGCUACGGGCCUCAUAUUCGGCGAACCCGCCGAUGGACAAUUCCCUCCGCCCUCACCACGAUCCCACUCGAACAAGAGGACGCCAGCGCAUGAGACACUUUUGGACAGAAGUGCCCUAUCCCCGCGCCCAGGGACUACAGACUCGGUCGUGGCCAUCGCAGAGAGCUUUGCCCAGUUCUCCCUGGCUCAGCAACCAGGAACCCCAACUGCAGCCCAGCCGCGCAUGCCUCGCCGAUCCUCGCAGGCACAAAUAACACCGCCUAAACCACCGUCGAGCUGGCGCUAUUCAUAUGGCAAGCAGGGCGACGUAGGUGCUGCACCUGUUGCUGAGGACGCGCGCGACUCGGUUUCCUCUAACAGCUCUUGGAUGCGCAGGCUUUCACUCCGUCCACUAUCACAGCACGAAAGCGCCAGAUCAAGUCUUGGCCCCGACACACAGUCCAUGUUCUCUCAUGGUUCAGCAGCGCCUAUACUGUCCCCGAAUAGUCUUACAGCACCUCAACCCCCCCGGAACAAGCUGGUGAAACGAUCGUCUACUAGGCAUGGUGCCGAUCCGGGUCCAAUAAUUCGCCGGGGUUCGAAGUCACAGAUGCCCACGUUACGGCGACCGGCUACUAGUCAUCAGAGAUCUGCCACUCUUCACCAGUUGACUGUGGAAGCCGCUCACGCCUCGGCCAAACCCUCGCUCGAGACGCAGCAGCAGCAACAACAACAGCAGCAACUACAACAAACUCGACCCAGGGCGAAGACAUUGGCAGCUCCCCCCUGCGAACCCCUGAUCGAGGUUCCUGCGACGCACGAGUUCCGGUGGAAAUCAUUUUUCCACUCCAAGGUUGCAAGAAUCGCAACAAAGUCAUCCUCCAAGAAGAGCGACGGCACUGUUCAGCAGCUAGGCGAAAAGAGAGUUUGCGUGGAACAGAAAGGCUAUCAAAAAGCGUACCUGAUUACGCCUAGAUCAAUCAUGGCGUCUCCAGUUGACGACGAGAUGAUCUAUGCUAGCGCCGAGCCUGAUACCAGCGCAGAGGUGGAAGAUAGCCCCAAGAGCACUAACAAAACAGGCUCAUCUCCGGAGGCUUCCCCAUCCAAGACACCGCGGCGGUCUAUUUCGAUGCAAUUUAGCUCGCCGACCAGUUGGAUAUCCAAGACUGGAAGCAUUCGCCGCAAGAAACGAGGGGCUGGUAACGUCGAUGUUUCACCCACGAACAAGCGCUAUGCUUCGGACCCUUUGACAUCAACAACAAACGCGGCCGCAAUUGAUACCGAUGCCUCGGACAAGUCUGGUGCAAAUGAAACUCUCGACGACCCAAGUGCGGCUAGUAAAGUUGAGACAGACUUGGCGGCCAUUUUCCAACCCCCCCACGGCAAGAGGAGCGCGUCAUCCCCUCUGCCGCCACUAUCCAGGCUUUCAAGCUUUCAUAUUGACUUGAACCGUCUUGGUACCUCGGGGAACCAAGGCAAGCUAGAAGACGCACCCGCUGCGAGCCUAUCACCGAGCAGUGUGAGGGUAAACUCUAAUAUGUCCCAGGCCCUCACCCUGAACCGUGCAUCCACUGUUGCGAGCUCUGAAUAUCACCGUGGUUUCAUGUCGGGAGAGGACGAUGACACCACAGGCACACCAUAUGAUUCCCUACGCACCGCUGGGUCUGGACGUCGCAGAACCCUCGACUCGCCCUUGGAGUCCAUGUUUGAUGAAUCACCUCCGAGCACAGCCGGGAACGCAAAGCAACCGAAGCGCCUCUCCAUACAAGAGAUUCUCGGUCCAGCAUUUGUUGAGACUGGUAGCAAGAUCAUGGAAGAGGACGAAAGUCUACCCACCCCAGUCCGUGCAACGUAUGAUGAUGCCGAAGUUCACUUCCGACUAUCCAAUAUAGAGCAAGGCCAAGACUACAAAUUCCCAGCAAACAAAUCUAGUCUCACUUUGGCCAGCCGGGAAUUGGAAAGGCUUUCUCUUGACGACGAUGACGACUUGGACUGGGCCAGGGAUGAAGAGGAUGGGGUAUAUAAUCGCCUAUCCCCUCCCGGCUCAAUGAAUUCUAGAAAGGGAAGCCCCAACUAUAGACCAGCUCUUACCAUGGUUAGUGGAAAUAGCGCGCGCGACACUUCGAGCGAGCGACCACGAAGUAAUGUCUUCGAUUGGGCGGAAUCUAAACAUCACGAAAGGCACGAGAGUGAUGGCCAUUACCUCCGACCCAAGACGGUCCAUGGAAAGAAGGAGCUCGAUAUGCGGGGUGGACGAGCCGCGAGCCGAAGGACUCCGGUACCAUUACAUGUGCGAAGUCAAAGUGUUCCCGUUGUCCCGGGCCUGAAUCCCGCCGACAGCUCGAAAGCAACCCCGAAGUUCGGCACUUGGGGUCUAGGCUCCAAAAAUGUAAGCGAAGAUUGGGACGAGGAUUUCGAGUUCGAGGAUGAAGUUGAUGCCAGUCGUCCCGAGGGCAGGAAGGCAGAAAACCGUGUAUCGAUGGUGGUACCAGCUUCCAUUCAAGCCACGCAACCUACGGUGAGGGCUCAUUCCGGACAGAUUCGCGAGCUGUCUCUGCUUGUUAAUGACUUGAAGAGGCUUUGCCGCCUCGGUAGAGAGUUGGACAUGUUGAGCGGGUCGUAUCCAAAACUCUGGCGAGAAGCCGAGGGUAUCAUUGCUCUAGCUUCACCUGAAGAGGACCAGCAUGAAGACGAGGUGUCUAAUACCUCAACCGAUGUUGAUUUCAAUGUGGAGGAUGAACGCUUCGUGGACGAAGGCUUCGAUGGUGGGGUGCUUGACCACGACCACCUCAGUAAGUUCCACACGCAGUUGAAAACGGCUGUGGUCAAGGAGCGAUUCCCUGCGCGGCGGCGGUCCGUCUUCUCUCCAGAAGACGACAUAUUCGGCAACUGGCCACAUACAAACGACGAUGAACUUAGGGAAGUCCCACGAACGCCCGAACAGAACCGACCGAGUACACCUUACAAUCCUGCUUCAGUCGCGCGUUCUCUGAUGGAGUCGAUGCACCUUCGUAGAAAAGACCCUACGGACGCUGAUUAUGAUGAAGGCGAUUGCAGUGGCAGACUCAAUUUUGACACCAAUAGUUUGAAGGAAUUAGUCAAGCGAGCAGGCGAUUUACGCGAUUCGCUCUCAGAUCUGGUCCGCAGGGCCGAUCAUCUUACCAGCAGCCCGAUGCGCACGCCGAGACGUGAAAGGGUCAAGAAUGAAGACGGAAGCCCGGCUUUCACUAGGAUGUUUGAAGACCCGGCUUCGACCCCAACUUCGACACGGCCAUUACCUCUUAGCCGGAGUAGCACGUCAGGCCUUAGCAGUGGUUCUAUGACCGCUUCACCAUCGAACGGAAUCAACCAGCGUAUGCAGAUGAUGACUGUCAGUUGAUGAGCUAUACCUCGUCGUCAAUCCAAUACACGACCCGACCCUUCAGACGGCG